AUGAAUGGUGAUAAUUUCAAGGAAUGGUUUGAGGCUAUUCUACCUCGACUUGAGCCUAAUGCCAUUAUUGUUAUGGACAACGCACCAUACCAUUCCGUCAAAUUGGAAAAAUAUCCUAGUACACGUUGGAAUAAAGCCCAAUUAUCGGAGUGGCUUCAAUCAAAAGGUGUUAUUCUUGACAGACCAUUUUUGAAGCAUGAACUGAUGGCCAAAGUACGCGAAAUACCACGUAAUAAAUCCUAUGUAAUCGAUAAAAUUGCAGAAGACGCAGGACACACCGUACUCCGAUUACCACCCUAUCAUUGUGAAUUUAAUCCAAUUGAAUUGGCAUGGGCUAUGGUAAAAGGUUACGCGAAACGCGAAAACACGACGUUUAAGACCGACGACGUUCGCCAACUUCUUCAUACGUUAAUUGAAAGGGUGACAUCAGAAAAUUGGCAAAAUUUUAUCAAACAUGUCAUCGAAGAAGAAGAGAAAAUAUGGAAAGUCGACGAUAUCAUGGACGAAAUGAUUGACCAAAUAACAAUAACGGGAGACACUGAUUCUGAUUAUGACUAA
Messenger RNA from Rhopalosiphum padi (bird cherry-oat aphid), 558 nucleotides. RefSeq lists its product as uncharacterized. The record is from RefSeq and is a predicted model, not a curated record. The coding region runs from base 1 to 558 and encodes 185 amino acids. The transcript has a single exon. NCBI's taxonomy places the organism in Eukaryota, Metazoa, Arthropoda, Insecta, Hemiptera, Aphididae. Gene Ontology annotation, molecular function: nucleic acid binding.